Phragmites australis (common reed) is the source of this 1575-nucleotide messenger RNA. Its product is annotated as calcium-binding protein CBP-like. NCBI's taxonomy places the organism in Eukaryota, Viridiplantae, Streptophyta, Magnoliopsida, Poales, Poaceae. Bases 320 to 1357 code for a protein of 345 amino acids. The transcript has 5 exons. The record is from RefSeq and is a predicted model, not a curated record. Gene Ontology annotation, molecular function: calcium ion binding.
UGAGUGACGCCAUCCGCGGAAUUGAUGAAUUGAACACGCUUCCACCUGCACGAUCGUCUUCAUCCUUCCUUCAGCCCUGGCCACGCCAAUCCUUAAUCGCCAAGCACCGUGACCGUGAUCGCGCCGGAGCCACUGCCGCUGCCGCGUCGUCGCCCGCGGUUACGCAAGCUGCCUCCAAUUUCCCAAGCCGCUCUCUGCUCGCCACGUGAUAAAGCCCCGUCCUUCUCUGCUCCCACCUCACCUGUUCCUUCUCUGCACAACCUCGGUUCCCAAUUCCCCACCUCCCGUGAUCUCGUCGUCUCCACACCCGAGAAUCCCCAUGGCCGGCUCCGGCUACCCCUACGGCCACGGCGGCGGGGGCGGCUACGGCGCCCCGCCGCCGUACGGCUCGUCCCCGGCGCCGCCCUACGGUGAGAAGCCCCCCAAGGAAGGUAAAACCUCAUCCUCCUCCUCGACCCCCUACUACGGCGCCCCGACGCCGUACGGCUCGUCCCCGGCGCCGCCCUACGGUGAGAAGCCCCCCAAGGAAGGCAAAACCUCAUCCUCCUCCUCGACCCCCUACUACGGCGCCCCGCCCUCCAACCAGCCCCGCCCCUACGACGGCGGAAGCGGCUACGGGGCCCCGCCCGCUGGCCAGGCUUACAGCGCGCCCUACGGCGCCCCGCCCUCCAACCAACCCCGCCCCUACGGCGGCGGAAGCGGUUACGGGGUCCCGCCCGCUGGCCAAGCUUACAGCGCGCCCUACGGCGCCCCGCCGCCGCCCUCGUCGGCGCCGUACGGGUCAGCCGGCGGGUACGGGAGCCCGUUAGCGGCGCUGGUGCCGUCGGCGUUCCCGCCGGGCACGGACCCCAACGUGGUGGCGUGCUUCCAGGCGGCGGACCGCGACGGGAGCGGGAUGAUCGACGACAAGGAGCUGCAGUCCGCGCUGUCCGGGUACAACCAGAGCUUCAGCCUCCGCACCGUGCACCUCCUCAUGUACCUCUUCACCAACACCAACGUCCGCAAGAUCGGGCCCAAGGAAUUUACUUCUGUGUUUUACAGUCUUCAGAGUUGGAGAGAAAUAUUUGAGAGGUUUGACCGUGAUCGAAGUGGUAAAAUUGAUACAGCAGAACUGCGUGAUGCUCUUCUCAGUCUGGGAUAUUCUGUUUCUCCAACCGUGCUAGACCUGCUUGUGUCCAAAUUUGACAAGACUGGGGGGAAGAGCAGAGUGAUCGAAUAUGAUAACUUCAUCGAAUGUUGCCUCACAGUGAAGGGCCUGACAGAGAAGUUCAAGGAAAAGGAUACUACGUUCUCUGGGUCUGCAACUUUUACUUAUGAGGCGUUCAUGUUGACUGUGCUCCCUUUUCUCAUCGCAUAAUGGGGCCCAUGUACUUUGUGAAGUUGAGAGAAAGACUUCAGCAUACUAUGCCCAGAUGUAUGAAGAUGAUUAUGUUCGCGGAGUUGUUUAAAGCUGAGUUUUAAUUAUGGGGAUUUAAGCAAUGUUGCGGCUUCGCUAACAAGGCUGUUGUAUCUUGUUCAAGUAAGUCCUUCAAAAAAGACUGUUGUAUCUUAAAAUGAAAUCUGGCAAUUGCUAUA